This is a messenger RNA of Labeo rohita (rohu), 2042 nucleotides long. RefSeq lists its product as uncharacterized. The coding region runs from base 53 to 1888 and encodes 611 amino acids. Lineage: Eukaryota; Metazoa; Chordata; Actinopteri; Cypriniformes; Cyprinidae. The transcript has 8 exons. The record is from RefSeq and is a predicted model, not a curated record.
CUCACAUCAGCUCAUCUGUCAUUUUCAACCAUCUUUGUGGACUGAAACCAAGAUGUUUCUCAGAUUUUGGUUCUGUUUGUGGUGUCUGGUUGGUGAUGCAGAUGCAGUGAAGUCAGUGAUGGAGGGAGAUUCAGUCACGCUACACACUCCUCAUAGUGAAAUGAUGGAUAAUGAUCUGAUUCAGUGGAGAUUUGGGAAUAAAAACACCUUAUUAGUUGAAAUCAACGUAAUAGCCGGCAGGGUCACUGUAAAUUAUAAUUAUGCUGGGAGAUCCAGGGGCAGACUGAAGGUGAAUCGUCGAACUAGAUGUCUAACCAUCAAACACAUCAGAACUGAAGAUGCUGGGCAUUAUAGAGUACAGACCAACCGUAUAAUAAAAGUCUACAUUGUCAAUGUCCAGGCUCGUCUACCUGUUCCUGUCAUCUGUAACUCUUCACUAUCAUCAGGUUCUCAUCCCAUUCCCAUCAGCAACCAGACUCAACCUCUCAACAUCAAUGAACUCUGUCAAACAUGUUCAGGUGAUGCAGAUGCAGUGAAGUCAGUGAUGGAGGGAGAUUCAGUCACUCUACACACCCCUCAUAGUGAAAUGAUGGAUAAUGAUCUGAUUCAGUGGAGAUUUGGGAAUAAAAACACCUUAUUAGUUGGAAUCAACGUAAUAGCUGGCAGAGUCACUGUAAAUUAUAAUUAUGCUGGGAGAUCCAGGGGCAGACUGAAGGUGAAUCGUCGAACUAGAUGUCUAACCAUCAAAAACAUCAGAACUGAAGAUGCUGGGCGUUAUAGGGUACAGACCAACCGUAUGAUAAAAGUCUACAUUGUCAAUGUCCAGGCUCGUCUACCUGUUCCUGUCAUCUGUAACUCUUCACUAUCAUCAGGUUCUCAUCCCAUUCCCAUCAGCAACCAGACUCAACCUCUCAACAUCAAUGAACUCUGUCAAACAUGUUCAGGAGGUAAAUUGCUCAAGUCAGUGUCAGUGAUGGAGGGAGAUUCAGUCACUCUAAACUCUGAUCUUACUGAGAUGAUAGAUAAUGAACUCAUUAAGUGGAGGUUUGGUACUGAAAGCACUUUAAUAGCUGAAAUCAAUGUAAUGACUGACAACAUCACUACAUAUAAUGAUGAUAAUGAUGAUGGGAGAUUCAGAGACAGACUGAAGCUGGACAAUCAAACUGGAUCUCUGACCAUCACAAACACCACAACUGAACAUGCUGGAGUUUAUCUACUAGAGAUCAAUCAUAUCAGGAUGAUUUUCCUUCUCAACAUCUUUGGUGGAGUGAAGUCAGUGUCAGUGCUGGAAGGAGAUUUAGUCACUUUAAACUUUGAUCUUACUGAAAUAAUGGAUGAUGAUUUGAUUCUUUGGAGGUUUGGAAAUGAAAACACUUUAAUAGCUGAAUUCAAUGCAGAGGCUGACAGCAUGACUGUAUAUGAUGAUGUUCUUGAUGGGAGAUUCAGAGACAGACUGAAGCUGGACAAUCAAACUGGAUCUCUGACCAUCACAAACACAACAACUGAACAUGUUGGAGUUUAUCAGCGACAGACCAACCGUAUGAUAAAGAGUUUUAUUCUCACUGUCUACGGUGAGUUAAACAUUGGUGCUUCAACAUUAUGGGGAUCUCAUCCCAAUUACAUCAGCAACAAGAAUCAACAUCACAACAUCACUGAACUCUGUCGCACAUGUUCAGACUCUGUCCACUAUUAUGAUUCUGUUGAAGCUGUGGUCCGAUUGGUCGUCACUGCUCUAAUGGGCAUGGCUGCUGCGGCUGCUGUCAUUGUUUUGAUUUAUGACAUCAAAUCCAGAAGAGCUGACUUUCUACAUUCCUCUUCCUCAAAGCGUGAUAUCGGAAGUUCUAUCAGUGGUGAAUGGAGUCAGUUUGAAAUGAGAACAAGAGACUGAAGGCUGUUAGUACAUGUGUAUGUAAACUCAUUUUUACUUAAAAAUGUUAUCUGCAAUGUUUAUCGUCUUUUCGAGCAGGGUAAGCGAUGUUUCGUAAUCGUUCAGGUGGCUGUGUAAGCUGCGCACAUGCUGACACAGUUAACUGAUCCAACAC